GGCCCAUUUGAUCAGGAAGCUGUAGACUUGCUCAGAAACCGGCAUCACUGCUAAAAUAGCGAUACUGGUUCUGGAUGUAUCGCUAGCGAAACAUAACUUUCCAGGCUGUAACAGCAAUAUUAGUGAUAGCUUGUGAUAUUGCACCUCUCAUGAUGUUAUUAAGCGGUGUGUACAUAGCAGUGACUCUUGCGCUUGUGCCCAGCAUCACAUACGCAGCGAAAAACGGAGAUUGCGAAGUUUGUGUGAAUUUCCUAGGAAGAUUUUAUCAGUCGCUGAAAGACAAUGAUGUGAAAUUCACCCCUGCGGAAAUCGAGAAGGCUUUCAUGAAAACCUGCAAGGAUGCAAAGGGAAAAGAGAACAGACUUUGUUACUACAUUGGAGCAACAAGUGACGCAGCCACCAAGAUCGUCAACGAGGUGUCCAAGCCCCUGAGUUACCAUGUUCCUGUGGAGAAGAUCUGUGAAAAGCUGAAGAAGAAGGACAGUCAGAUCUGCGAGCUCAAAUAUGAGAAACAAGUGGACCUGAGCAACGUGGAAUUAAAAACCCUCAAGGUGAAGGAGCUGAAGAAAAUCCUGGAGCAGUGGGAUGAGACGUGUAAAGGAUGUGUCGAAAAGACGGACUUUAUCCGCAAGAUUCAGGAACUCAUGCCAAAAUAUGCUGCGAAUGCAGCAAAGUCACGGACAGAAUUCUGAUGUAACUUUCUACUGAAUUUUAGUUUAUUUCAAAUGGUAGGAAGAGACUAAAGAUUUUGUGGACCAGUGUUCACAUCACACAUUUUUGUGUUCCAGUCUGGAAGGUUUUGCAUAUCUUUUCAAGGGAUAGUGUUGAUAGAACAUGGUGGACGGUUUUGCUAAAUUUGUUUGGUUUCUAUGCUGUACAAACGUAUAAAAAAGUGUUUAUUCCAGUUGUACUGUACUUUUUCAUUAAAACCAGAGCAAAACAUAUAA
Engraulis encrasicolus (European anchovy) is the source of this 947-nucleotide messenger RNA. RefSeq names its product mesencephalic astrocyte-derived neurotrophic factor (gene manf). Gene Ontology annotation, molecular function: calcium ion binding. The transcript is spliced from 4 exons. Gene Ontology annotation, biological process: dopaminergic neuron differentiation; neuron projection development. Bases 150 to 692 code for a protein of 180 amino acids. The record is from RefSeq and is a predicted model, not a curated record. NCBI's taxonomy places the organism in Eukaryota, Metazoa, Chordata, Actinopteri, Clupeiformes, Engraulidae. Gene Ontology annotation, cellular component: endoplasmic reticulum.